Messenger RNA from Rhincodon typus (whale shark), 1098 nucleotides. RefSeq names its product choline-phosphate cytidylyltransferase B. The record is from RefSeq and is a predicted model, not a curated record. Bases 1 to 1098 code for a protein of 365 amino acids. Gene Ontology annotation, molecular function: choline-phosphate cytidylyltransferase activity; phosphatidylcholine binding. The transcript has 8 exons. Gene Ontology annotation, biological process: CDP-choline pathway. Lineage: Eukaryota; Metazoa; Chordata; Chondrichthyes; Orectolobiformes; Rhincodontidae.
AUGCCAGUUCUUAAAUUUGAUGCUGAGUCACUAGAAGGUAUCCCAAAAUCCUCCUGUUAUAAGCUUCCAUCAAAGACUAUGGAGGAAAUAGAACAUACCUGCCCUCAGCCUCAUACGACAUUCACUGAACCUGCUGCAUUUGCAGAUGAAACAAGCUGUCAGUGCAAGGCUCCCCACGAAAGAUUGACUAUUGCUCAGGCCCGUUUUGGAACACCAAUUGACAGACCAGUGAGAGUUUAUGCAGAUGGAAUAUUUGAUCUCUUUCACUCAGGUCAUGCUCGGGCUCUCAUGCAGGCCAAAAAUCUUUUUCCAAAUACCUAUCUACUUGUUGGAGUGUGCAGUGAUGACCUAACACACCAAUACAAAGGUUUUACUGUCAUGAAUGAGAUUGAGCGGUAUGAUGCCCUGAGACAUUGCCGCUAUGUUGAUGAGGUUAUCAGGGAUGCACCGUGGACACUAUCUCCAGAAUUUCUUGAAAAACAUAAGAUUGAUUUUGUGGCACACGAUGAUAUUCCAUACUCCUCUGCUGGAUCAGAUGAUGUCUAUAAACACAUUAAGGAAGCUGGCAUGUUUGUCCCGACUCAAAGAACAGAGGGCAUCUCUACAUCUGACCUUAUUACCAGAAUUGUACGAGAUUACGAUGUUUAUGCCCGACGUAAUCUUCAAAGAGGGUACACAGCCAAAGAGCUUAACGUUAGUUUCAUAAAUGAAAAGAAGUAUCGCUUCCAAAAUCAUGUUGACAAAAUGAAAGAAAAAGUAAAGAAUGUAGAAGAAAAAUCAAAAGAAUUUGUUUACAAAGUGGAGGAAAAAAGCCAUGAUCUUAUACAAAAGUGGGAAGAGAAAUCACGAGAAUUUAUUGGAAACUUUUUAGAGCUGUUUGGUCCAGAUGGAACUUGGAAACAAGUUUUCCAGGAGAGAGGUGGUCGGAUGCUGCAAGCUCUGUCUCCAAGACAAAGUCCGUCAAGUAGUCCAACAAGAGAACGGUCCCAGUCCCCAACAUUCCAGUGGCCAUUUACCAAAACUUCACCCCCAUCUUCCCCGAAAGUUGCUUCUGCCUCCAUCAGUAGCAUCAGUGAUGGAGAGGAGGAUGAAAAUUGA